Messenger RNA from Haliaeetus leucocephalus (bald eagle), 1462 nucleotides. It is a transcript of the gene GABRA6, whose product is annotated as gamma-aminobutyric acid (GABA) A receptor, alpha 6. NCBI's taxonomy places the organism in Eukaryota, Metazoa, Chordata, Aves, Accipitriformes, Accipitridae. Gene Ontology annotation, biological process: synaptic transmission, GABAergic; chloride transport; nervous system process. Gene Ontology annotation, cellular component: postsynapse; GABA-A receptor complex; dendrite membrane. The record is from RefSeq and is a predicted model, not a curated record. The transcript is spliced from 10 exons. The coding region runs from base 1 to 1398 and encodes 465 amino acids. Gene Ontology annotation, molecular function: GABA-gated chloride ion channel activity; inhibitory extracellular ligand-gated monoatomic ion channel activity; benzodiazepine receptor activity.
AUGGCUCUGCUCAUCGCCUGGGCGUGCAUCGCUGUCAGCAUAGAGAAGGCGCUGGGGGGCCAGGGCGACGGGGGGGACCUCUACUCGGAAAACAUCACUCGGAUCCUCGACAAGCUGUUGGACGGCUACGACAACAGGCUCCGGCCGGGAUUUGGAGGCGCCGUGACGGAAGUCAAAACGGACAUCUACGUGACCAGCUUUGGGCCGGUGUCCGACGUGGAGAUGGAGUACACAAUGGAUGUCUUCUUUCGGCAGACGUGGACUGAUGAGAGGUUGAAGUUUAGUGGGCCAACUGAAAUUUUGAGAUUGAACAAUUUAAUGGUCAGUAAAAUUUGGACACCAGAUACAUUUUUUAGAAAUGGGAAAAAAUCGAUUGCUCAUAAUAUGACAACUCCUAACAAACUUUUCAGAAUUAUGCAGAAUGGAACUAUUCUUUACACAAUGAGACUAACCAUUAAUGCUGAUUGUCCUAUGCGGUUGGUGAACUUCCCUAUGGAUGGACAUGCUUGUCCAUUGAAGUUUGGAAGCUAUGCUUAUCCAAAAAGUGAAAUAAUUUAUACAUGGAAAAAAGGACCCCUGCAUUCAGUAGAAGUACCACAGGAGUCUUCCAGUCUCCUCCAGUAUGACCUCAUAGGACAAACUGUAUCUAGUGAAACAAUUAAAUCUAACACAGGUGAAUACGUAAUCAUGACAGUUUAUUUCCACUUGCAAAGGAAGAUGGGCUACUUCAUGAUACAGAUAUAUACUCCAUGCAUUAUGACAGUCAUUCUUUCUCAGGUGUCUUUCUGGAUUAACAAGGAGUCUGUUCCAGCCAGAACAGUUUUUGGAAUCACUACAGUUCUAACAAUGACCACUUUAAGCAUCAGUGCACGCCAUUCUUUGCCCAAGGUGUCCUAUGCUACCGCCAUGGAUUGGUUCAUAGCUGUGUGCUUUGCCUUUGUCUUCUCUGCACUUAUUGAAUUUGCAGCUGUCAACUACUUUACCAAUCUUCAGACUCAGAGAGCAAUGAGGAAGGCAGCCAGGGCAGCAGCACUGGCAGCAGCACUAUCAGCAGCAACUGUACCGGCAGAGGACGAGAUUGUCUCGCAUUCUGACUCCAAUUGUAACCUGAAGAAGCGAGUAAACUCCGUAACAUCUCAGGCAGAUCAGUCUCCUGAAGCCAGCAUAAUAUCAAAUAGUGCAUCUCAGUGUCAAACAGCGUCUGUUCCUCCACCAGCCCCACCGCCACUACCACCUAUUGGAGGCACAAGUAAAAUAGACCAGUAUUCUAGGAUCCUCUUUCCAGUGGCAUUUGCAGGAUUCAACCUGGUAUACUGGGUCGUUUAUCUUUCAAAAGACACUAUGGAAUUUUUUGAACCUACUGCAAUGCAUCUUCGAAAUGACCAUCAGUCCAACUGAAGAACAGCUCAAGGUUUCAAAGAAAUCACUGAAGGUCGUGUAGGGUUGAAGUGACUUCAAAGGA